Messenger RNA from Antrostomus carolinensis (chuck-will's-widow), 745 nucleotides. RefSeq names its product ADP-ribosylation factor-binding protein GGA3-like. Gene Ontology annotation, biological process: protein localization to cell surface; intracellular protein transport; Golgi to plasma membrane transport. The annotation marks the transcript as partial. Gene Ontology annotation, molecular function: ubiquitin binding; phosphatidylinositol binding; small GTPase binding. The transcript is spliced from 7 exons. Gene Ontology annotation, cellular component: trans-Golgi network. The record is from RefSeq and is a predicted model, not a curated record. Lineage: Eukaryota; Metazoa; Chordata; Aves; Caprimulgiformes; Caprimulgidae.
AUAAAGCCACUAACCCAUCUAACAGGCAAGAAGACUGGGAAUACAUCAUUGGAUUCUGUGACCAGAUCAACAAAGAACUUGAAGGGCCACAGAUAGCUGUGAGGCUUCUGGCUCAUAAAAUCCAAUCACCACAGGAAUGGGAGGCAGUCCAAGCCUUGACAGUGCUGGAGGCUUGUAUGAAGAAUUGUGGGAGAAGAUUUCAUAACGAAGUGGGGAAGUUUCGCUUUUUAAACGAGUUAAUAAAAGUUGUGUCUCCAAAGUACCUGGGAGACCGAGUCUCAGAGAAAGUGAAGACCAAAGUCAUUGAAUUGCUGUAUAGCUGGACAGUGGCAUUGCCAGAAGAAUCCAAAAUCAAGGAUGCCUACUAUAUGCUGAAGCGACAAGGGAUCGUUAUGUUUGAUCCUGUGAUUCCUGUAGACAGAACCCUGAUUCCUUCUCCACCGCCUCGUCCCAAAAACCCCGUGUUUGACGAUGAGGAGAAAUCGAAGCUUCUAGCCAAACUGCUGAAAAGCAAAAACCCAGAUGAUUUACAGGAGGCCAACAAGCUUAUAAAAUCCAUGGUAAAAGAGGACGAGGCUCGGAUUCAAAAAGUCACAAAACGCAUGCACACGCUGGAGGAAGUAAACAACAACGUCAAGUUGCUGAAUGAGAUGUUGGUUCAUUACAGCAAAGACGACUCGUCAGAGGCUGAUAGGGAGCUCAUGAAGGUAGGUCUGAGGUGCUCCUUCUUCCCAGAAAUCCUGCA